CGGGUGGGGCGGUGAGGGGGACAGAGAACAGGUGCCAAGGUGGCACGAGGCUGGGCAUGUGCCUGGCCCCGGACAGUGUCUGAGGAGUGUCAGACCCUCAGGGCUGUCGCUCUGAAGACCCCUGCCCCCAGCAGAGGCCCUUGAUCUCUUCAGAAGCCGACCACCUACCUACUCGGGGCGGCAGGAGUCCAGGUAUCCCACCCAGCCCCCAUCCUGGGCCCAAAGGCCCCCAUCGGAGUCUUGGCUCUGCUUAUAGCAUCUGACGCCGAGGGGCUGAAAAUAGCCCCUGGCGGAGGGGGAGGGGGCUAUUUAAAGCGCCUGGACGGAGCGGAGCCCAGGGAGCGAGGCUGAUCAUGGCUGCUUCGGAGCUGAGCUGCCAGGUGUCCGAGGAGAACUGUGAGCGCCGGGAGGCCUUCUGGGCUGAGUGGAAGGACCUCACGCUGUCCACGAGGCCUGAGGAGGGGUGCUCCCUGCAUGAGGAGGACGCGCAGCGGCAUGAGACCUACCACCAGCAGGGGCAGUGCCAGGCGCUGGUGCAGCGCUCGCCCUGGUUGGUGAUGCGCAUGGGCAUCCUCGGCCGGGGGCUGCAGGAGUACCUGCUGCCUUACCAGAGGGUGCUGCCCCUGCCCCUCUUCACCCCCACGAAGAUGGGCGCCGCCAAGGAGGAGCGCGAGGAUACCCCCGUCCAGCUGCGGGAGCUGCUGGCCCUGGAGACGGCCCUGGGUGGCCAGUGUGUGGAACGCCAGGACGUGGCCGAGAUCACCAAGCAGCUGCCCCCCGUGGUGUCGGUCAGCAAGCCGGGCACCCUUCGUCGCUCUCUGUCCCGCUCCAUGUCCCAGGAAGCACAGAGAGGCUGAGAGGGACGGACUCGGGCUCCGCUGUGCCCACGCCGGGCUGGGCCCCUCCUGGCUAGGACCACGGAGGGGAGCUGCUGGCCGUGGAUGCUUUGUAGUUUGCCCAGAGUUGGGGGCUAGGCAAAGGGGGAGCCGGAGGCCAGGGUGCCUGAGUUCCCAAAGGAGGAAGGGGAGCGAAGACAGUGGGCGCUCAGCGUGGAGAGCUAGGGGCCAGCACAGCUGAGCACCCCCAGCCCGAGGAGAAGGGGCAAGGAUGCUGGUGAGGGACAGGUGCUUGGGAGGGGCGACCCUGCUCGGAGGAGGACACGGGGAGGGGUCAGGAGGUCCGGAAGGCGCUGGGAAGAGGCUUGGAGGAGACUGGGGGGGGGGACACGGAGAGGCAGAGGCAGGUGGAGCCCCCAGCACCCGUUAGCGCUGCAAUAAAUGCUCAAUGGUGUUCCA
This is a messenger RNA of Phyllostomus discolor (pale spear-nosed bat), 1295 nucleotides long. It is a transcript of the gene TCAP, whose product is annotated as titin-cap. Gene Ontology annotation, molecular function: protein-macromolecule adaptor activity; titin Z domain binding; titin binding. The record is from RefSeq and is a predicted model, not a curated record. Lineage: Eukaryota; Metazoa; Chordata; Mammalia; Chiroptera; Phyllostomidae. The transcript has 2 exons. Gene Ontology annotation, biological process: skeletal muscle myosin thick filament assembly; cardiac muscle contraction; detection of muscle stretch. Gene Ontology annotation, cellular component: Z disc. Bases 354 to 857 code for a protein of 167 amino acids.